This is a messenger RNA of Abrus precatorius (Indian licorice), 1145 nucleotides long. Its product is annotated as 6,7-dimethyl-8-ribityllumazine synthase, chloroplastic. Gene Ontology annotation, biological process: riboflavin biosynthetic process. Gene Ontology annotation, molecular function: 6,7-dimethyl-8-ribityllumazine synthase activity. The transcript has 9 exons. Bases 158 to 856 code for a protein of 232 amino acids. Gene Ontology annotation, cellular component: intracellular anatomical structure; riboflavin synthase complex. The record is from RefSeq and is a predicted model, not a curated record. Lineage: Eukaryota; Viridiplantae; Streptophyta; Magnoliopsida; Fabales; Fabaceae.
GAUUCUUUAAAAAAUGACUCCGAAAAUGAAGUAGUCGGCCAUAACUCAACAAACAGAGAGUUGACGCAUCUUUUGCAUCCCCUCCGCCGCGCCGUCGACUCCGUUUCCGAUAUAUACUGCAUCUGGAAGACUGUGCGCUCGUCUUUAGACCAAAAGAAUGGCUUCGUUUGUUUCUACCGAUUGUAUCCUUUCUAACUAUCACUCUCAGCUUGGAUUUGUGCCUCGUGAUGGCCAAUAUAUGUUUUGUGGUAGUAGUAACAUCUUACAUCUUCAAAAUGCUCCUAAAAGUCCAAGGUCUCUCUCGUUUGCGCUUUCUAUGCGAGAAAUUAAGCCACAUAUUGCUGUUCAGAGCAAGGGUGGAUCAGCUCUUUUGCAGACAGCUGCUGUGCGGCAUCUGACAGGUUCUGUUAUCAGAACCCAGGGACUUCGUUUCGCUGUGGUUGUUGCACGAUUUAAUGAAAUUAUUACUAAACAGCUCUUAGAGGGAGCUUUAAGUACUUUCAAGAAUUAUUCAGUUCGAGAUGAGGACAUUGAUGUUGUGUGGGUACCUGGUAGUUUUGAAAUAGGUGUUGUUGCAGCAAAACUGGGAAAAUCAGGCAAAUAUCAUGCAAUCUUAUGCAUAGGAGCUGUGGUACGAGGAGACACAACCCACUAUGAUGCAGUUGCUAAUUCAGCAGCAUCCGGAGUGCUUUCAGCUAGUCUAAACUCAGGUGUUCCAUGCAUAUUUGGUGUCUUAACAUGUGAAAAUAUGGAUCAGGCUCUAAAUCGAGCUGGUGGCAAAUCUGGAAAUAAGGGUGCUGAGGCUGCAUUGACUGCUAUUGAGAUGGCAUCCUUGUUCGAGCACCAUCUGAAGUAGUCAGAGUGUUUGAACCAAUCUCGUAGUGCAGUAAGUUGCAACGGCAUUUUUAACGGCAUUUUUAUCCCGAUUUUCACCUCGAGACUACAUAUGUUGUAGUUCAAGAUAUAUACUCGUAUGUUCCCAAGAUAUAUACAUCAUUAGACAUCUAAUGAUGUAAAUGAAAUGGAAUGGAACAGAACUGAAUGAAAUAAAUAUGUCAAUUUAUUGUUUGGAUAUUUUACGAUAAAGGGAAUAAAGUUCCUUGGAUUUUUUAGGCAGCGAAUGGAAUAUUAAGGGUUAAAGUUUU